Messenger RNA from Musa acuminata AAA Group (dessert banana), 3929 nucleotides. RefSeq names its product protein SEMI-ROLLED LEAF 2-like. Lineage: Eukaryota; Viridiplantae; Streptophyta; Magnoliopsida; Zingiberales; Musaceae. The transcript is spliced from 20 exons. Bases 698 to 3733 code for a protein of 1011 amino acids. The record is from RefSeq and is a predicted model, not a curated record.
AAGGCCAGCUGAGUACAGGGAAUGCAAGAAGCCAAGGAAGCCAAGUGACAGAUGACUUGUGUCUUUUGAGGAGGAGCAUCCUGGCCUACCAUGGAUUCUGUCACUGCCGAGGCUGAUGGCUGUAAAGGCUUCAAGAAUUGGAUUUUUGUGCCCACUGAGAACAUGCAGUGCAACCUUUCUGCAAGCUCACAGGAAAUUCCAGGACAAAAAAAGUAAUCUCUCUCAAAACUCUUGUUUUAGCACCUCUAAUCACUAUUCAAGAUAAAACAUGGGGUGUUCAUGGCAGAAAUAUGUCCCUCGAUGACAGUGAUGUUGGCUGAUGAAGACAGCCUGCAUAGUCCUCCACUGACCCAUGGUGUCAUGACAAACAAGAAUCAUCAAUGGAUCUGCAACAAGCCAAACAAUUACAAGGCUGAUCGCCAUUUUUAGGGGAAAUGGAUCCGAUCAAAUAAGGAUUGUCUACUACGGGGUUUCUUGAACUACACUGAGGAUUCAUCUGGUUUAGUUCUAGCUCCAAUGCUGUUUAGGUUAAUGCGGUCUUGUGCUGAAGAGGGGUUCCGUUGGCAUUGGGUUAGAUUCUUGGGGGAAUCCUAAAGUUGAAUCGAGGAGCCCUUGGCUGACAAGAUUUCCGAAAGAAGUUUUGCUAUUUUGUCGCAUUUCUUGACACAAGUUUGUAUAUUUUGCUUGGAGGACGAAAAUGGGGGUUAUGUCGAGGCGGGUGCUGCCGGCAUGCGGCUACCUCUGUUGCUUCUGCCCUUCUUUGCGGACACGUUCGCGGCAACCCGUUAAACGCUACAAGAAGCUCCUCACGGAUGCCUUUCCUCGCUCUCCGGAUGGAGAACCAAAUGACAGAAUGAUUGGCAAGCUUUGUGAAUAUGCUUCAAGAAAUCCGGUGCGCAUACCAAAGAUCACAAAGUACUUGGAGCAGAGGUGUUACAAGGAAUUGCGAAAUGGGCAAUUUUCUUUGGCAAAAAUUGUGCCAUGUGUUUAUAGGAAAAUGAUAACUUCAUGUAAGGAGCAGAUGCCAUUGUAUGCUACAAGCCUGUUGAGCAUUGUGCGAACACUACUUGAUCAAACACGACAAGACGAUAUGCGUAUCCUUGGUUGCCUUGUGCUUGUUGACUUCCUUAACAAUCAGGUGGACAGCACAUACAUGUUCAAUGUAGAAGGCCUUAUGCCAAAACUUUGCCAACUUGCUCAAGAGGUAGGGGAAGAUGAUAGGGGACUCCAUGUGCGUUCAGCAGCACUGCAAGCUCUUGCUUCAAUGGUGCUUUUCAUGGGUGAAUACUCGCAUAUCUCAAUGAACUUUGAUGAUAUUGUCCUAGUGAUCUUGGAUAAUUAUGAGGUUCAUCAAAUGAGCUCAGGUAACAGUAAGCAAGAUUUUCAGUGUACUCAAGAUCAGAAUCAUUUGGAGGAAGUUGGCAGGGUAAAAGAUGAUGUUUCAUCCUUCCAGGACUCUUGGAAAAAGGUCCUCUCAGUACCUCAGAUCACAACCAUUGAAGUUGAUGCUACAGUGGACUUGUCAAGAAACCCUACAUACUGGUCCAAAGUUUGUUUACAGAAUAUGGCUAAACUUGCUAAAGAAGCGACUACUGUAAGGCGCGUUUUAGAGCCUCUUUUCCGUAAACUUGAUAGUGGGAAAUAUUGGUCUCCUGAGGAAGGAAUUGCGUGUUCUAUUUUAUCUGAAAUGCAGCUGCUAAUGGAGAGCGCAGGACAAAAUAGUGAUAUGCUGAUAUCUACUUUAAUCAAGCACUUAGAUCAUAAGAAUAUUGGCAAGCAGCUUAUCAUUCAGAUCAAUAUCAUUAAUGUUGCCAGACAUCUUAUGCAGCAGGCGAAGUUCCAAGCUUCACUUUCCAUUCUGACUUCUAUAAAUGACUUGAUAAGGCAUUUGCGCAAAUGCUUGCAAUAUUCAAUUGAAUCAUCAAAUAUGGGUGAUGAUGAUGGUGAAAAGUGGAACUCUGUCCUCCAUUUUGCCUUGGAAGAGUGUCUCAUACAAUUAGCAAAUAAGGUUGGGGAUACUGGACCUAUUAUUGAUAUAAUGGCUGUCCUUCUGGAAAAUAUUCCUACUACUGCUACUAUAGCCAGGGCAAUAAUUUCUUCCGUUUACCGCACUGUGCAGCUAGUAGCAUCAAUCCCUAACUUGUCAUAUCAAAAGAAGGCUUUUCCAGAAGCUUUAUUUCACCAGCUGCUCUUAGCAAUGACACACCCUGAUCAUGAAAUAAGAGUUGGCUCCCAUCGUGUCUUUUCUGCUAUACUUGUGCCCACAUCUGUUUGUCCUUGGUCAAUUCCAUUUAUUCCACCUGCUUUUAAUGGAUAUGAUCCAGAAGGAACACUUUUGGUAGCUCUCUCAGGUUUUGCUUCUUCAGGAGCCAUAAUGGAGAAGCUCACAUGCAAGAAUUCCUUCGAGAAUGUUUCUCUAGCUAAUACAAAGGAAUCAGAUGAUGCAAUGGGAAAUAGCAUGGAUGAGAGAUGGCAAAAGUUAAGCGGGAACUUAAAGCAAUAUUUAGUUCACCCUUCUCCAAAUGGCAAAAACCUUUAUUCAGUGACUAAUGGAAAAUUUGUCAGCAGAUCGGGAGAGGAAGAGCUGAUCCUUAUGCGACUGAGUAGCCACCAAGUGGGUCUUCUUCUCUCAACAGUAUGGGUCCAGGCAACAUCACCAGAGAAUUCACCUGCAAAUUAUGAGGCACUGGCACACACUUACAGUUUAGCUUUUUUAUUUUCUCAAGCCAAGAACUCUAGUCAUGUAGCCUUGGUCCGUUGUUUUCAGUUAGCAUUCUCUCUGAGGAGCGUCGCUUUAAAGCACAAAAACUAUUUGCAGCCUUCUCAUAGAAGAUCUUUGUAUACUUUGGCAUCAUCCAUGCUGAUAUUUUCAGCGAAAGCUAGCGAUCUUCCAGAAAUAAUUUCUUCUGUGAAAUUCAUGGAUGGGAUGGUUGAUCCUCACCUUAAUUUUUCUGAAGAUAGCACUCUGCACGCAACCUAUAAAGGAUCUUGCAGUUAUCUUUAUGGUUCUAAGGAAGAUGACAUUGCAGCAAUCGAGUUCCUUGAGAAAGUAGAAAGGGAUGAUAAGCAACUAAAAGAAUCUGUCAUUUCCCACCUAAUGAAGAAAUAUGAGAAGCUGCCUGAGGAAAAACUAAUAUCUGUAAGAGAGCAGCUCUUGCAUGAAUUUUCACCAGAUGAUGCCCUUCCACUUGGUCCACCAUCAUUCAUGGAGACACCUUACCCAUGUUCACUUCUCGCACAAAAGGGAUGUGAUGAGGUCAUGACCCCUACUUUUUUGGAGGAUGGAGAAACCUUUCCAGAAGCAUUCAGAAGUCAUUCGGAUAAGAAAAUGUCCGAGUCUGUGAAUAAUUUUGAUGUCUUAAGUGUUAAUCAAUUGAUCGAAUCGGUUAUUGAGACAGCACGGCAAGUUGCUAGUUUACCAACUUCAACAAUCCCAGUACCAUAUGACCAGAUGAAAAGCCAAUGUGAAGCCCUUGUGAUUGGGAAACAGCAGAAGAUGUCUGUGCUUCAAAAUUUGAAACAUCAGCAAGAAGACUGGAUAGUUUUGCCAGAAGAGAACAUUGUUGAUUUGGUGGAUAUGCAGAAGAUACUACAUUAUCCGGAAGAAGGGCUAGAAUCAGUUGAAAAGGAGCUCAUAAAAAGUAGCAAUUCAGUGUUGGGUGAAUCUGAGCAGUCCUUCAGGCUGCCGUCUUCAAGCCCAUUUGACAAAUUCUUGAAAGCUGCUGGCUGUUGAGUAGAUAUUGAAAUGGUUCGUGAUCAAUCUGAUGUGUCAUCGCAUCAAAGGUUGUUGAAUCUACUUUUCUUUUUUUCUGUCAACUUCUACUUUUUUUUACAUGUGUUUGCAACUGUAAAGAAGAGGUGCAAGGUGUAUUCGUGUUCUUUGUCCAGAUAAAUAAUCAUUCUUAAAAGCUACAAACAACAUAUCUGCA